CUCCGCGGGGCUCGAGGUUGCUCAGCCUUCGCCUCAGUUCCGCAGCCUCACCUUCCCGGCCUUCCUCGUGUCCGCGCAAGCGGCAUGGAACCCGGCGGGGACCUGGGGGCCUCGGCGGGCCGCUCGCUGCUGCUGUGCUCCGCGCUGCUGCUGGCGGGCUGCGCGCUGGGCCUGCGCCUGGGCCGUGGGCGCGGGGCGGCCGACCGCGGGGCCCUGGCCUGGCUCUGCUACGACGCCCUGGUGCACUUCGUGCUGGAAGGCGCUUUUGUCUACUUGUCUUUAGUGGGAAAUGUUGCAGAUUCUGAGGAAGGCUUGAUUGCAUCUUUAUGGAAAGAGUAUGGAAAAGCUGAUGUGCGAUGGCUCCAUUUUGAUCCACAUAUCGUAUCUUUGGAAAUUUUCACCGUUGUGCUAGAUGGCUUCCUGGCAUUGCUCCUCAUUUAUGCCAUUGUCAAGGAGCAAUAUUACCGGCACUUCAUACAGAUCACACUGUGCGUUUGUGAACUCUAUGGUGGCUGGAUGACCUUCUUCCCAGAGUGGCUUAUCGGAAGCCCCAACCUCAACACCAACAGCUGGCUGUACUUCUGGGUCUAUCUGGUAUUCUUUAAUGGGGUGUGGGUUCUGAUCCCAGGACUGCUACUGUGGCAGUCAUGGGCAGAACUCAAGAAAAUGCAUUACAAAGGAACUGAUUUGAGGAAAAAGAGGUGAAUUUUCAAGAUCAUAAGCACUGCCAUUCUGCUUAAUAAUGGAUAGAUUUAGCAUUCCAAUCUAAACUGUCUUUUUGUACUAUUGCUCCUGAAUAACCUGUUUCAAAUUGGUUGUGAAGUAACAACGUUUUGUUGUUUUCAUUUUUUAAAUUAAAGGACAAUACACAGAAAAGGGAGAAAUUGAGGGUAUAGCUCAGUAAUAGAGUGCUUGAAUAGCAAGCACAAGGUAUACAUACACACACCCACACACACACACACAAACAAGGAAAGAGAAUAAAACUUUAACUUGUAAUAAUUGCAUUUAAUUAUAUACUUUUAUGGCUGGUAUUAAUUGUUCUACACUAAUAAAGUCAAUAUCAUAGAAAA
Messenger RNA from Perognathus longimembris pacificus (Pacific pocket mouse), 1070 nucleotides. RefSeq names its product EBP like (gene Ebpl). Lineage: Eukaryota; Metazoa; Chordata; Mammalia; Rodentia; Heteromyidae. Gene Ontology annotation, cellular component: membrane; endoplasmic reticulum. The coding region runs from base 85 to 705 and encodes 206 amino acids. Gene Ontology annotation, molecular function: cholestenol delta-isomerase activity. The transcript has 4 exons. The record is from RefSeq and is a predicted model, not a curated record. Gene Ontology annotation, biological process: sterol metabolic process.